Molecule: messenger RNA, 1824 nt
Organism: Oldenlandia corymbosa var. corymbosa
Lineage: Eukaryota; Viridiplantae; Streptophyta; Magnoliopsida; Gentianales; Rubiaceae
Source: the annotation of a GenBank genome assembly
AUGGGCAGAGAUGGAGGUUUCGGUGAUGCUCGGCUGCUGCUGUGCGAAGGCGAGGGAGCAGGGUGCUGCUGGCUUUCUCGGCGUGAAGAAGCAGAGGUGGUGAUGAUGCUGCCGAAGAAGGAGGGCUGCGUGGAGUAUAGAGACGAGGUGGAGAAGGAGGCUGCCGGUGAAGGAGGAGAAGGGCUGGUGUGGUGGUUAUGGAAGCAAAGCGGCGGUGAAGAUGGUGGCCGGCUGCUUCGCGUGGAUGAUGGAGGAAGAAGAAAUGGCAAAAACGAGGAAGGUGAAACCAGAAGAGCUGUUGGCGUUGUCGCCGGAUUUCCAAGAACUGCUCAAUCCACAUGGGCCACCGGGUCACUACUCAUGGGUAUUUUCGACAACAAAGUGCUAUUGGGGGUGGCAUCAAGAUUUUGGAGUAGCUCCAGCAUUGUCUUUUGUUUCCCAUGGGGUUUUAUGACGCCGACCUUGCUUAACGUGGCAGUGAUAACCUGUGUACCAGUGGUUGCUGAUGUCACAAUCGAUGGAGACAAUGAAGGCGCUGAUGCGGCACAAGCUGGUUCACAUUGUAACAACAGAGAGUUAAGGGUAGCAGGAAUUAAGCCACUAGGAAACCAAUCGUUGUGCCUUAGUGUAACCCAUACUGGUGUAGCUAGAUAUGACAGCAAAUUUGUAGCCAAGGUGUUGUGGGAUUUGGUACCUAAUUUAUCUGUGAUAUUAAAAGAACUUUCAUAUAAGCAUUGGCAUCCCACAUUUCGUGCUCAGACACAAGUUGAGACUGAGUUGGGGGACUGGGAUGAUGAUAGUGCCUCUGGACGUGUGGAAGAAGUUAUUGUAAUAGUGGCGAGACAAUUAGGCUUAGUGCAAGGCAUUCCAUUUUUUGAUGUAUCUUGCAAACACACUUGGGAUUUCAGAAGGGGAAAGAUGACCAUUCUUGAGUAUUAUGAACAAAGGGAGAUCAUGGCCAACAGGUGUCACUCUGGGAAGUUGGUUCCUUUUGAGGUACUACCUGAAGCAUCAGUUGUGUUUUAUCUCUUUUUGGAAAAAGUACUGCGCAUGCUGUAUCCACAGGCCCUGGAUGGCAUUCUACAGGAUGUGUUGCCGAUUGACUCAGAUAUCCCAAAACCUCAUGUGGUUGAUGAACAGGCUCCCCAAGGAACCAAGAAGACAGCUACCAACAGUUCAAAGAAACUUGUAGAGAUGGUAGAUUUGUUUGCGGAAGAAUCAAAUGCAAGUGAUAACAAACAAGCAUCGGAGUCAGUGGACGAAGAUGCUACUAGCAGCCCUGAACAACAUGUCUCUCCACCGCCCAAACGGCAACCAGGCUCCAGGAUGUCACAAAGAAGUGUCAAGCAAACCAGUGUCACCGCGGCCAUUCCGACCAUUGAAGAGUUGCAACAGCGAUUGUUUUACAAGAAGGAAGAAACAACUCCAGUGGUGAAAACCAGUGGUGACGCAACGCAAUCUGUUGGAGCUGCACUGAGAGAGUUACAGGGGUUGUCAAAAAUUAAUGCAGAGCAAGUCCAUGCUAAGUACCACCAGUCACUGAAACAGGCACUGGAAACUAUCCAAGGGAGUGAGCUGCCAGAAGCGGUUAAGGCAACAGUUGCCUUGUUUUUAGCCAAUUUUCAGCAAAGAAAGAUCAACUGUGAAAUCUGUGUAAAACAUGGGGAAGAUUACAACCAUUCAGCAAUGGCACAUCUGGAAGCUGAGAAGACAGCAAAAACUCUGGUGGAACAGGCAGCUACAACUACAGCUCAAGCAAAGGAAUUGGCGGCAAAAGAAGCAGCACUAGAAGAAAACCUGAAAAACGUUCGAGAACAAUGCUAA